Molecule: messenger RNA, 930 nt
Organism: Silurus meridionalis
Lineage: Eukaryota; Metazoa; Chordata; Actinopteri; Siluriformes; Siluridae
Gene: ptn
Product: pleiotrophin
Exons: 5
Coding region: 219-719 (166 amino acids)
Molecular function (GO): growth factor activity
Source: RefSeq, a predicted model, not a curated record
CUACUCUCUCUCACACACACACAUACACACACACACACACAUACACACAAAUACCAUAAUCACAACCCUGUGGCUUCAAGAGACAGAGUUUGCAAGAGGAAGCGAGUGAAUGUAUAAGAGCAACAAAGAAGGCGAAAUCCGAGGCAAAGUGAAUGAAAAGAAAGGAGAUAAACUGCUUCGUUUGAGGAACUCGUGCCUUCAUUUGAAAGGUUGCAGUAAUGCCUGUGCUCUGUCCCAGCAUGCAGCAGAAGCAGUGGGUGUGUGUCGCUGUCUUGGCACUCUUACUUGUUACAGAUGUGCUGUCAGAAGUUGGAAAGGAAGCGAAACAAGGCAAGAAAGAACGUAAGUCAGGAUGUGGAGACUGGCAGUGGAGUGUGUGUGUGGCAAAUGAGGGCGACUGCGGCUUGGGCACUAGAGAAGGAACCCGCACAGGCGCUGACUGCAAGCAGAAAAUCAAAACUCAACGCUGCAAGAUUCCCUGCAACUGGAAGAAGCAGUUUGGAGGUGAAUGCAAGUAUGAUUUCCAGUUAUGGGGUGAGUGUGAUGCGAACACAGGGCUGAAAACCCGGACUGGUUUGCUGAAACGCGCUCUCCCGGAUGCUGACUGCCUCACCACUGUCUCCGCCACCAAACCCUGUGGCAAGACCAAGACCAAGAUACAGGGCUCACUGAAGCCGAAGCGUGGCGAGAAGAAGAAAGAGCAAGCCCCCUUGGACUAGAGGUGAAAAAGAAAGUCACUCUUCCCCUGUAUUUUUGAGCUCUGAGACAGAAGAGACAGGGGUGGCAGUAGCAACACACGGAUGGAAGGACAUGAGGAAAUGGAGAAGAAGGGAUAGAAAAAAACCUUUAUUUUUCCUUGAACUGUAGGUGUAGAUGUUUUGAAUAUAAAUAUGUAAUAGUUAAUAAAACAUACUAAGUCAUACGCUCUAA